CUCUUCCCUUCACACCUCGCUUUUGUAUAAAUGCAGAUAAACACAAGACCCCUGUACGCACUCAUCCUCCUCGUUACAGUCUCUUUCCUCGCAUACGCAUACUAUCACUUCCCAUCCACCCAGCUCGUCGUCCUUGACACCAUGCCCGAACAAAACAUAAUCGUCCAAUUCAAGAAGACCUCCUCUUCUGAUGAGAGGCAGAAGGCAAUCUCCGAACUCACCUCCAAGGGUGCCAAGAUCGUCAGCGACGAUCACGUAGAUUCCAAGCUUAUGCCUUUCAUCACCGUUUCUUAUCCCAAAUCCGACUUCUCAGCCCUGGAAAACCAGUUUGGUGGCGGUUCUCAUAAUGCGAUUAAUCACCUCGAAGCCGAUCAAGAGGUUCGCAUUCAGUAAAUCGCUCAGUAUAUUCGGCAUUUGAAUGGAAAUCUAGUCACUAGCUUUGCCACUUCUGGAUGGUUGUUGAUGCUGGUGAAGCUAUUACUGUAUUGUGCGGUGCAAAAGUCAAGAAGUGAAGUGGUUGUGUAAGCUUAGGAGAAAGAGUAAAUGCAAACGACAACAAAACCACAGUACAUGUAGAAUAGAGCUCCUGUAUGCAGACUUUAUUUUGUACAUGCAUAAUGUAUGACUACAAUACCG
Messenger RNA from Cryptococcus deneoformans JEC21, 636 nucleotides. RefSeq lists its product as hypothetical. NCBI's taxonomy places the organism in Eukaryota, Fungi, Basidiomycota, Tremellomycetes, Tremellales, Cryptococcaceae. The record is from RefSeq and is a predicted model, not a curated record. The transcript has 3 exons. The coding region runs from base 31 to 393 and encodes 120 amino acids.